This is a messenger RNA of Soboliphyme baturini, 294 nucleotides long. The record is from the annotation of a GenBank genome assembly. Lineage: Eukaryota; Metazoa; Nematoda; Enoplea; Dioctophymatida; Soboliphymatidae.
AUGGCGAGGACCGUUCGGGAGUCGUUUUCCAUGGACUCUCGCUCGAGAGACGUUUCCAGCAUGACAUUUCUCAGAGCGUACUUAGUUGCUCUUCCACGCCAGUCGAUUCGUUCGCAACGAACUGACGAUAAUGACGUCGAUUAUCAGGACGCUGGCUCCGAGGUCACCGUGAACAGUCCGCUUGCGAGUAGCUCCGUUCAGUCGAAGACUGGCCUGAUCUCAUUGUCUGCCUCAUAUCGCAGGCUUUUUCCCCUUUCACCGUCAUCCUUCACGGCUACCGUCGCCUCACCUUAG